Messenger RNA from Arachis stenosperma, 2368 nucleotides. RefSeq lists its product as uncharacterized. The record is from RefSeq and is a predicted model, not a curated record. The transcript has 12 exons. The coding region runs from base 260 to 1615 and encodes 451 amino acids. Lineage: Eukaryota; Viridiplantae; Streptophyta; Magnoliopsida; Fabales; Fabaceae.
UUAGAACACAAACAAGAAACAAACGUAGCUCCAAACUUUCAACUCUGCAACACUUUCGGAACCAUUAAAGCUUAAAGCUCACACCUUUCAGUUUGAGGUUCGAAUUCCACCUUCCAACUCCACAAAACGACAGAACCCUAUGGCCGUUUCAGCAGCAAUUUCACUUUCCUUUCUCAACACUGUCUCUGUCACAUAAACAAAACAACAAACACAUCAUCUUCAUCAUCAUCGCAUUCUCCGUCUCUCUCUCUCUCUUCUGAUGGCUAUUGUUGCCGCUGCAGCUGCUGCUGCUUCUUCUCUCCCCUCUGAAGGGAUAUGUCAUUCAAUAUCAUGUGGAAAUGGAACCACGAGCAAUUCAAUGAAAUCUCUUAUUGAUGGUAGAAGAGUGCAUGACUUUACUGGCAUGAGAGGCAAAAGUUCAGUUUUCGGAUCAUCACACUUCCUUUGGCUAUCCAUGGGUCACGAUCUGUGCCUUUCAAAGGUUUGUGUUGCUGCAGACUAUUCAGAUUCUGUACCGGAUUCAUCUAAUUACAUGAAUAAACAAGGUUAUCAUCCUCUUGAAGAACUGAAAGUUUCUCACAAUACUCGCCCAGCUAGACUUUCUCCUGCUGAGACAGCAAGAACCACUGUUGAGGCUAAUAGAAAUGCUUUGCUGGUAUUUCCUGGAACUGUACACUGUGAACCACAUGAACAGAUUUCAUGGUCUGAGUUUCAAUAUCUUGUUGAUGAUUAUGGAGACAUAUAUUUCAUAAUCUCUGAAGACACUAACAUUUUGGAGGAUCGUGGUGCAGAUAACCCAGUGAAUGCUUUGAUUGGAAUGGACAUUCCCAUAUAUGAUAAUAGAAGAACAGCUAGUCAAUAUGACCUUUUUGAUGCUGGAAGCAAUGAGGAAUUCCCAUUUGAUGAUGACUAUGUUGAGGUUCUGGAGAUGGAAGAAUCUAAUUUCCCAGUGAAUUGGGGGCUGCCAGAUACUACCGGCAUUGUUCAUCCUAUUUACUUUUCCAAGUGCUUAACAAAGGCUUUGAACAUGGAAUAUGACAAGAAAAUGAACCAUCCUUCAAAUGGUGUUUCUAUUUUGGGGUAUCUUAGACCCGCUUUUGUUGACGAAGAGUCAUAUCUGAGAAUGAUAUGUCACCCCGAAGAUGUGGAUGGAUACAACUUGGAACGUAUAGACACUGAAGAAUUACGCUCAAAGAGUUUUAGUGAUCGAAGAGACUCUGGGUUGACACUAUAUCGAUUGGAGAUCCUGAAAAUCAAGUUAUAUUCUGUGUAUGGAUGUCAGUCCGAUAUUAAUUCGCUAGACUUUCAAGAUGCUGAACCCGAUAUUCUGGUGCACUCUUCUUUGGCAAUUCUGGAACACUUCAACCAAAACUGUGAUGAUGCUCUUAAAGCUCUUUGCAAAAAGAAGGGUCUUGAUGUUGAGGGAGCUUGCUUAAUUGGGGUUGACAGCCUAGGCAUGGAUGUUAGAGUUUUCAAAGGGUCAGAAGUGAAAACGCAUCGCUUUCCAUUCAAAGUGCAGGCCAACUCUGUAUCUGUAGCUGAAAAACAGAUUCGGCAACUUUUGUUUCCCCGAUCUCGCCGAAAGAAGUGUGUGAAGUCAUGGCGCAGUGCUUAGAAUCCGCCAAGAGUAGACUAUCCCUAAGCUGAGUUGGUCCUUAUUUUCUGAUUUUCCUUUUCUUUCUGCCUUAAUUAGAGCCUGAUCCGGAGCAAUUAAGAUGUACAUUAAGAUGUAUGAAUAGGUCUAUAAUUUGUACAUUAUUUCCAGGUUAGUCCUAUACCUCAAUUUUUCAUCUAUAUCAUGAAGUUUAGGGAAAAAGGAAGUUAAGGGCAUUGCCCACUUUACUAAGGGGGAUUACUGUAUGCAAGAAUCAAAACUCACCAUAGUCUUUUGAUCCUUGCUGGCUAAACCAACCCCCAUUGGCCUCUAUUUCAGGCUGUAAAAGGGUUAAGGUGGUUGCUAACUUGUUUCCUUUUCACUUCUCUACUUAGUUCAAAACUCCAAAAAAUUGUAACCUCUUUUUCCUGACAAUAAUAAGAAUGAUAAGUGGUGCCAAGGGUUUUCUGCUUUACAAAAAUUAUAGUAUGGCUUUAUAUUAUGUUUUCACAAUUAUAAGAGUAACACUAUUGUACAAAAAUUGUAAUACCCAACCAAAUUUGAGUUACUAUUUUCAUUCCUGAUUUCUGUCAGAGCAUAAUUCUAGCCAAAUAAAAGCCCUCCUAAUGAAAAGCGAAAUGAAGAGUUAGUUAACUAUGAUCUUCUUGUUUAAAGAAAGAAAAUUGAUCAAACGUUAAACUUGAUCAUUGGAAGAUUAUCUAACGACUAACUAAUUGUAAAUUCAGUGCAUUGAUGUACCCGAAAAGAGUCACU